AUGAAGAGGCGGGUGUGUGUGAAUCGCACUGAGAAGGAGAAGCUUGCGCUUCUUAGGCGCUGGAAAGUAGAUAACCCAGAUUGGACUCUAGAAGAAGCCGCUGUCGAGCUUGAGGUCAAGGAAUCGACUUUGAGAGGCUGGGUGAAACGCUACUGGGAUGUUUGUGACAAAGAGGUUGGCUCAGAUCGCAAGCGCAACGAAGGCGGAGGACGCAAACACAAGAUGAAGCCGGACGAAUGGAGAGUAAUCGAAUACCUUCAUGAGCUUAUGGAGGACAACUGGACGUUUGACGAUGUGAUGUUUUAUUGCCGGAGCCUGGAAGAGUUCAACUCGGAUUUUGAUAUUCCAGCGUCCCAAGUAACAUGGGUAAAACGGUUUAUCCAACGCUACACAGCACGUGUACCCCCUGACGAUGGCGGUGUACCCUCUACUGACGGCGGUGCAACCUCUGGUGGUGGCGGUGUAACCCGUGGCGAUGACAGUGAGCACGAGGAGAAUGGAGGUGCUGGAGGCGUAACCCCUGGUGUCGACAGUGAGCGUGGUCAAAAUGAUGGAGUAACCACUAGUGAUGAUGGUGUAACCCCUCGUGAUGGCGGCGUAACCCCUGGUGUCGACAGUGAGCGUGGUCAAAAUGAUGGAGUAACCCCCGGUGACGGCGCUGUACCCUUCGAUGGCUGUGGAGAUGAAGACAGCGAUGAAGACAGCUACGAUAGCGCUGGAUCGGAUGAAAGCGAUAGCAGUAGCGAGAUCUGCUACCAGGUCGCGGAAGCAGAAGCCAAUAUUGGAGUGGACGCGUGGUGA
Molecule: messenger RNA, 801 nt
Organism: Phytophthora sojae
Lineage: Eukaryota; Oomycota; Peronosporomycetes; Peronosporales; Peronosporaceae
Exons: 2
Coding region: 1-801 (266 amino acids)
Source: RefSeq, a predicted model, not a curated record